This is a messenger RNA of Peromyscus californicus insignis, 9867 nucleotides long. RefSeq names its product zinc finger protein 184 (gene Znf184). The transcript has 6 exons. Gene Ontology annotation, molecular function: RNA polymerase II cis-regulatory region sequence-specific DNA binding; DNA-binding transcription repressor activity, RNA polymerase II-specific. The record is from RefSeq and is a predicted model, not a curated record. Bases 380 to 2629 code for a protein of 749 amino acids. Gene Ontology annotation, biological process: negative regulation of transcription by RNA polymerase II. NCBI's taxonomy places the organism in Eukaryota, Metazoa, Chordata, Mammalia, Rodentia, Cricetidae.
CCAGGCCCCAGGGAGUGUGACGUCACCUUGCAGGCCGGGAGGAAGCCGGGGAGCUAGGGAAGGGGGCGCGCCUCCCCUCGGUGAUGGCGGGGCCGCCCGUUCCCCAAGGCUUUGUUCCUUUGUUCUGGGCCGGGCCAACUGAGCUGCCGGGCAGCCUGCCCUCUGGUGUGCCCCGCAACAGGACCUCCUGGCCACUCGGCACGUGUCUGAGGUGCACUGCAAGACGUGUGCUGCAGACUGCAUCCUGUGCCCUGUAAGCCAACCUCGGAGGGCAUAAGGCACCCACCCUGGAAGGGGAGCGGGACAUUCAAGCCCCAGACUGAAGCUGCCUGGGUAUCCACGUGUCCAAGUUCUAGCGGAACACAGUCGAGCUCCUGAGAUGGCAGGCCUGUCCUUUGCCGACUCUGCCAGUCUCCAUGAGGGACAUCCUCUACUUCCAUCAACUAGGUUUCGGGAAUCAGUGACCUUUAAGGAUGUGGUUGUGAACUUCACCCAGGAAGAAUGGAAACACCUGGAUCCUACACAGAGAGAUUUGUUCAGAGAUGUGACGUUGGAAAAUUAUACACACCUGGUCUCUAUAGGACUGCAGGUUUCCAAACCUGAUGUGAUUUCCCAGCUAGAACAAGGGACAGAGCCAUGGAUUGAGGAGUCAUGCAUUCCUAUUGCUUCCAUGGAAGACUGGAAGAUAAGACCUGAGAAUAGUGUUUCACUCCUAGAACUUGACAUCUCUAAAGAACAUCUGUCUUCAGAGGCAGUAGUAAACAGCUGCAAAAGGGAUGAUUCUUACAGCUCCAGUGUCUUAGAAACGUGGAAAUCUGAUAGGAGUUUAAAGAACCUUCAGGCAAACCAACAAACUCGGUCAAGGAAAGUAAAAGUAACUGAGAAAACAGCACUCACUUGUGAGAACAGUCUUGGUGUGAGUUCAAGCCUUGUAACACAAACAGAAGUAGUUCUAGAACAAACUUCACUCAAAACAAGAGCCAAGCAGAAUUCACACCCCGUCAAAAAAGAGAAGCUGUGUAAGUGCAAUGAAUGUGGAAAAGCUUUUACUUACUGUUCCGCUCUCAUUCGUCAUCAAAGAACACAUACUGGAGAAAAACCCUAUAAAUGUAAUGAAUGUAACAAAGCUUUCAGUCGAAGUGAAAACCUUAUAAAUCAUCAGAGAAUUCAUACAGGAGAUAAACCAUACAAAUGUGACCAGUGUGGAAAGGGUUUCAUUGAGGGUCCAUCUCUCACUCAACAUCAAAGAAUUCAUACUGGAGAAAAGCCCUAUAAAUGUGAUGAAUGUGGGAAAGCCUUUAGUCAGAGGACCCAUCUUGUUCAGCAUCAGAGAAUUCACACUGGUGAGAAACCAUAUACUUGUAAUGACUGUGGAAAAUCCUUUAGCCAGAGAGGUCACUUUAUGGAACACCAGAAAAUUCAUACAGGAGAAAAACCUUUCAAAUGUGAAGAAUGUGAAAAAACCUUCACCAGGAGUACACACCUUACUCAACAUCAAAAAAUUCAUACUGGAGAGAAAACCUAUAAGUGUAAUGAGUGUGGGAAGGCCUUCAAUGGGCCUUCAACAUUUAUCCGUCACCAUAUGAUUCAUACAGGAGAAAAGCCUUAUGAAUGCAAUGAAUGUGGAAAAGCCUUCAGUCAGCACUCAAACCUGACUCAACAUCAAAAAACACACACCGGUGAAAAACCCUAUGAUUGUGCCGAAUGUGGAAAAUCCUUUAGUUACUGGUCAUCCCUUGCUCAACAUCUGAAAAUUCAUACAGGAGAAAAGCCCUACAAAUGUGGUGAUUGUGGAAAGGCCUUCAUUUACUGCUCAUCCCUUACUCAGCAUCGGAGAAUUCACACUCGAGAAAAACCCUUUGAGUGCAGUGAGUGUGGAAAGGCUUUCAGUUAUCUGUCAAACCUUAAUCAGCAUCAGAAAACUCACACCCAGGAGAAAGCCUAUGAAUGUAAGGAAUGUGGGAAAGCCUUUAUUCGAAGUUCAUCUCUUGCUAAGCAUGAAAGAAUUCAUACUGGAGAGAAGCCUUAUCAAUGUCAUGAAUGUGGGAAAACCUUCAGCUAUGGCUCAUCACUUAUUCAGCAUAAGAAAAUCCAUACUGGUGAAAGACCUUACAAGUGUAAUGAAUGUGGGAGAGCCUUUAGCCAGAAAAUACACCUUACACAACACAAAAGAAUUCAUACAGGAGCAAAGCCGUAUGCAUGUCCCAAGUGUGGUAAGACCUUUCGACACUGUUCAUCUCUUGCACAACAUCAAAAAACUCACACAGAAGAAAAACCCUACCAGUGUAACAAAUGUGAAAAAUCCUUUAGCCAGAACUCCCAUCUGACUCAGCAUCAGCGAAUUCACUCGGGAGAGAAGCCCUAUAAGUACAGUGAAUGUGACAAAUCCUUUACCCAGAGCAUGCACCUAAGUGAACAUCAGAGUACUCACACUGGAGAGAAACGUUACAACUGUAAUGAAUGCCCAAAGACUUUUAGCCAGGACACAUACCUUAUUCAGCAUCAGAAGAGUCACUCAGGAGAGAAGCUCUUUGGGUGUGGUGACUGUGGAAAAGCCUUCAGGUAUCGCUCUGCUCUCACCAAACACCAGAGACUGCACCCUGGCACAGCUGCUCUGGGAACAUCAUAAAUAUAGCUGCUGUAUUCUUCGUUUUUUAGUGAUGAAUCAGAGCGGGGUGAGGAACUCCUUAAGGUAUUUUAAAUUUUUCCUAUCUCAUGAUGAGAUAGUCCAUUGGGCUGAACUAGGCCAAAUAUGUUAUUAGCAUUGUGACAAGCUACUUUAAGUUUCUUUUGUGAAUGAGGUGAAACAAAAGAUUGAAAGAUGAUUUGAAAGGUAGUUUGGAGUUUUAUACUCAGUUUUGUAUAUUUACAAUAUAUUCUUAAAUAGUUGCACUAUUCAUCCACAUUUUGUCUUGAAUCUACAAUGUGUGUGGGUUUUUGCAUGUUUUACUAGGAGAAAUUUGUAUUUCAGUAACUAAGAAUUUGUUUUGCUCCUGUUCUAAUGCACUUACGUUAUUCAGGUAACUGGUCCUUAAAUAAAAAUAAUUACAAAAUACAAUCAAACUCAAUUGCCUGUGACUAUUAAAAUUUGUCAGCAGGUUCAUUGGUGUGUACCUGUAUUUCCAGCUGCUUAGGCUGAAGUGGAGGGUCACAGGCCCUGGAGUCUAAAGUAGACUGGACAGUACAAUGAAUUCUCAUCACAAAAACCAAUAUUUCCUCUUUCAGCUUUAAAAUAAUUUGUACUAGGAGUCACAGCUAGAGAGGUCUGCUCCUACAAUGUGUGGUGCACCUGGUUGCCCAUGGUGUCUUGGUUGGGGUUGCAAUAACAAAUAGUUAUGGUUUAAACAAGAGAAUUUUAUUUCUCACAGUUCUGAAGGUUGGAGUCUGGAAAGGUCCACUGUCUGGUAUAGUCUGCUAUGUCCUUAGGUGCUUACAUGGCAGAAAACAGAAAUCCUGUUCUUGAGUGUUCUAUGGUUGAACCUUCCAGACACUCAUUCGUAAUAACACCAUAUUGGGGAGUAAGUUUUCAGUUUAUGAAUUUGGAGAUAAUUUAGUCCUAACAACUGAGAACAAGAUUUAGUGCCAAGGCUGCCCUUAAGACUCAUGUCAGUUGGCCCAGGGUAUGGAACCAAGGCUUCAGAAAAUCUGCAGCCCUAGUGCUCACUUUUUGAGACAUAAUCUCUGUUGUGUAGCCCUGGCUGUCCUAGAACUUAUAGUGUAGACCAGGCUGGCCUUGAACUCACAUCUGCCUAUCUUUGCCUCUUGAGUGCUGGGAUUAACAGCAUGUGCUACCGUGUCUAGCUAUUAAACUUCUAAUUUGAGCCCUGGAAAGAACAAUUGACCUAAGCUCCUUUAGUUAGUUGCUCUUCUCUUUCUCUCUCUCUUUUUUUGGAGGGGGGCAGAUUUUCAAGACAGGGUUUCUCUGUGUAACAUCCCUGGCUGCCCUGGAACACACUCUGUAGACUAGGUUGUCCUUGAACUCACAGAGAUCCACCUACCUCUGCCUCCCGAGGGCUGGGAUUAAAGGCGUGCGCCACCACCACCGGCCAGUUGUUCUUCCCCUUGGCUGUUCACAGCUUAGUUUAUUCAGCCCACAUGAUGUAGCUGUUGAGUGUCAUCUGGUUUAUAUAGAUUUUUCUCAAGCUCUGGGAGGCAGGUUGACUUGCUUCUUCCCCAAAGUACAAAAACUAAGCUACAGUGUAAAGUUAUUCAUUUACACUUGGUUUCCUUGUAUCAGAAUCAGAACAAUAUUUUAUACAUCCUAGAGCAUGAUCUACAUUAACCGUGCUUUCAGUUUUGAAUGAGUGACUUCAUGAAGUACACAGCAAGCAAAAGGUGUACAAGGGACCACAACAGUCCUCUGUGUAUUGUUCCAAAUUUAGUCUAUUUGUCACCAAAGUGAAGUUUUUUUUUUAAGAUUUAUUUUUACUUAUGUAUAUAUGUGUGUAUCUGUGUGAGUGAAUGGCGUAUGUGUGUGGGUUACCUAGAAGGUAAGAAAAGGGCCUGGGACAGGCAGCUGUGAGCUGCCCACAGUGAAUGCUGAGUGCUGAAUUCCUGCCCUCUUCAGGAGCAGUAAGCACUCCUAACCACUGAGCCAUCUCCAGCCCUGGACUACACUUAAGAUGAUUGGGUAAGGACAUCCUCUGCUGUGACCAUCCACCAACCAGUCUGAGUUAUUUUAUGAGCCCAGCUCAGGUUUUCAAUUGGAAAUCAUGUGUAGCUAUUAGAAACCAAGAUUGUUAGCUGGGUGGUGAUGGUUACACAUCUUUAGUCCCAGCACUUGGGAGGCAGAGGCAGGUGGAUAACUGAGUUGGAGGCCAGUGUGUUGUACAGAUUGUUUUCUUAUGGAAAUUCUGGCUUUGCUACAAAGCCUACUAUAAAUGAGCAUGGAUACCUGCUGGUGUAGAUGAAUACUCACUAUUAAACCCGCACAUAGUUCCUAUUCUGUCCUCUAGUCUGUUAGUGCUGGAAGAUGUUGGCAGUCAAUAAUUAUUUAAGAAAUAUGGCAGAACAAGUUAAUGUUUAAAGAAGGUCCAUUAACUGUCCCCUUUUUAAACUGUAAUUAGGGGUUUCUUAGUGGUUAAGAAUAUUUGUUUCUGCCCCACCAAUUCCCAAAUACCCAGUAGCCAGAGGCUUAAUAUUACUUAUAAAUGCUCAGCUGGUAGCUCAGGCUUAUUGCUAACUAGCUCUUAUACUUAAAUUAAGCCAUAAUCCUUAUCUGUGUUUAGCCACGUGGCUUGGUACCUUUUCUCAGUACAGCAUUCUCAUCUGCAUCUGGCUGAUGAUUCCCGACUCUGCCCUUCCUCUUCCCAGCAUUCUCAGUUUGGCUUUCCUGCCUAACUUCCUGCCCAACUACCGGCCUGUCAGCUUUUUAUUAAACCAAUUUGAGUGACAGAUCUUUACAGUGUACAGGAUUAUUCCAUAGCAGGUGUGGCUUGUGUUAUUUACUGAAAAGUAGUCGCUCUCCAAUGUUCCCAUAGAGAUGUGAGGAACAGGAAACAGCAAAAGCCAUAUUAUGGCUUUGCUGAUAUAGCUAAAAGCUCAUAUAUGAACCAAGCCAGUGACAGUCACUGAGGAAAAAAGGACAUUUCAGAAGUGGGACCAGCAGUGCUUGAUAGCCAUCUGUGUGGCAAGGAAAUGAGUUGCUGCAAAUAACAUCAGAUUCCACUGGGAUAAAGGUAUGUGUGGUUUGCUCCUUGCCCCCUUGGAUUUCGGGCAGGCAGGUUCCUGCUAUGCCAGACUUCACCAGAUGCUUGAGCGUUUAUCAUUGCUGACUGUGCCCCUGAAUUUGAAUAGCACUUCCCAGUUGGGAUGGUUAAUAUUUACUGCCACCUUGGUUGGAUUUAAAACCACCAGGAACCAAACCUCUAGGUGUUGCCUGUGAAGGUUUCCAGAGAGGAUUAACUGAGGAAGGAAGACCACUCUGUGUGGCAACAUCACAGGGGCUAGGGUCUGGUGCACAGUAUGAGCAGAGUGUGGUGGCUUGAAUGACAAUGGCUCCCAUAGGCUCAUAGGGAGAAUAGGAGUAGGUGUGUCUUUGUUGAAGAAACUGUGUCACUGUGGGUGAGCUUUGGGGUUUGAGAAGCCCAAGCCAGGCCCAAUGUCUCUCUCUUCCUGCUCCCUAUGGAUUCAGAAGGAGAACUCUCAGUUCCUCCAGUACCAUGCCUGCUUCCUGUCAUUCUUAUAAUGGACCAAACCUCUGAACUGUGAGUAGGCCCCAGGUAAAUGCUUUCCUUUAUAAGAGUUGCCAUGGUCAUGGUGUCUCUUCACAGCAACAGAAGUGACCUAGAUAGAUCAGCCAGCAUUCCUCUCUGUCUGUUUCCUGACCUCAGACAAAGCUGCCUAAUGCCUUACCUCAGCUGACACUGCCAUGCCUUCAUUGCUGUGUGGGGCCUAAUGAACCCUCCCAGGCUGUUUCAGUCAAGUACUUUGUCACAAUAAGAAAAGUAGCUAAUGCACCAGUCACUGUGACUAGUAACAUACAGUCUAGUGUAAGCGAUACUGUGUUAGAUCCCCUGAUAGACAGAGAGAAGGGCCAUGACCAGAUAAUAAAAAUGGUAAAAUUCCAAAGUGGCUGGCUUCUUCCUCACCCUCUGGACCUAAGACAAAAGCCUGACAGUUUAAAACAGACUUCGAGAAUGUUUCCCCCCAGCCAAUAGGGCCCCUCUGCCUGUGUCCUGGACAAGUUUAAGGUCAGACCAGGAUGAGUUUAGCCCAAACUUGUGGACCAAUCAGCCUCCCUGUGUUUAUUCAAAUUGACCAACCCUAAAUUAGGGGUAGGAAGACCAUCUAAAAGACCCUUAACAUGCCCAGCCCUCAAGGAGAGACCAGAAUUCCAGUUCCUGCAUCACGUCACCCCUUGGCUUUGCAGAGGGUCUUUGUUCAUGCUUACUGCAUGUGUUUCUCCAACCCUAAUAAAAGCCUUUCUUUACCAGCAGAUUAUGUCUGCUGUGUCUGGGAUCUACCCCUCUGCUGCCUGUUGGGCUACAGAUUUUUUUCCCUGCCUUUUAAUUCUUUAACUGGCUGAGAAGAGGAACCUGAUCAAGCUCCAUAGGUGGUAACUGUAUCACUGCAGUCAGUAGAAAAGGCUGGAUUAAAGAUGAGUUCCCUUUUAAGCAUGUUGGUAGUGGUGCCAACAGAAUAUUGCACUGGAUCGGGACCCCUAGGAAGGAACAUUAACUGACUGAGAAAGGUCUAUGUGGAGAUGUGGGACUACACAGAGGCAAGGGUUUAAGUCUCAGCAGGAGAGUCUAGAGAGCAGGAGGAGAGGUGUUGGAGACAGAACUUUUGGGGAAUUCAAGAACCACAGAGAAGAGUCAAAGAAGAGGUAAGUCAGAAAAUAGGAGACUACAGCUGUGAGUUGAGUGAAGAAAUCCCAAGGAAGGUCUGGGAUGUAUUCAGCCUGCACUGACUGGGCAUUUGCUCCAGGAAGGAUAGAUAUAAUCUGCCAAUAGAGUCCUUGUAGGUGGAGUCUUUCAUCCAGACCAUGAUCAGCUCUGUUCCACCAGCCACUUCCCAAAUAACCACUCAGAGACUUAUUAAUUAUAAAUGCUUGGCCAAUAGCUCAGGUUUAUUACUAACUAACUCAUACAACUUAAAUUAACCCAUUUCUAUUCAUCUAUGUGCUGCCUCAAGGCUCGUAUCUUUUAUCUCUCCUGCAUGUCCUGCUUCCUUUCUGUCUGGCUGGAGACUCUCUGACUCUGUGCUGCUGCUUCUCAGGAUUUUCUCUGCCCAGAAAAUCCCGACUAGCCGUUGGCCAAUCACCUUUUUAUUAACAAUGAGAGCAAUACAAUACUGUAUAUAAAGAUUGUUCCACAAGUUCUCAGAACAUUGAAGUUUUUAAAUAGGUAUAGUCACGUGGUUGAAAGUCACAAAAAGUACAUGUUUUUUCCUAGAGAUCUAUAGUAUACAAUUAUGGAGAAGAAUUAAGAAUGAUGUGGAAAGAGGUCCAGAAUCUACUGAGUGAAAAAGUUACUAAUACAGCCAGAGAGAGAGAGAGAGACAGAGAGAGACAGAGAGACAGAGACAGAGAGAGAGAGAGAGAGAGAGAGAGAGAGAGAGAGGAAGGAGGAGGAGAGAGGCCACCAGCUAUGGUGGCCUACUCCUGUGAUAUCAGCACUUGGAGUGGGGCCUGGGAUGAAGUAGGAAGACUGCUGUUAACCAGCCUGAGUUACAUAGCAAGACCCUGUUUAAGAAAAAUGAAAGGUGUAACAGUCUGUGUGUGUGUGUGUGUGUGUGUAUGAAACUCUAGAAAAAUUCAUAUCAAAGAUGGUGAUGACUGGGGCUUCUAGACAGAUGGAACACAUGUAUGGGAGUGACAAGUCUUUCACUAUAUUUUAAGUGUGCUUUUGGUGACCCCUAUGCUGUCAGGGUUGGAAUUUUUUCCCCCUGAUUGUAUUACUUUUUUUUUAAAGUGAUAAAACACCAUGAUCAAGGCAAAUUUGAAAGGGGUUAUUUGGGCUCUUGGUUCCAGAGCAUAAGAGGCCGUCAUGGCAGGGAUGCGGCAGGCCUAGCCACUGGAACAGCAGCUCAGAGCUCGCAUCUUCAAUCUCAAGCAGGAAGCAGGGAGGGUGAACUGAGAAUGGCACAUGGAUUUGAAACCUCAAAGCCCACCCCCAGUGAGAUACUUCCUCCAACAAGGCCACACCUUCUAAACUAUCCAAACAGAACCCCCAACUGGGAACCAAAUAUUGAAAUGCCUAAGGCUACGGGGGACAUUCAUUCCACCACACUAAGUGACAAAGAUGCUGUAUAGCUUUGUUUUCCCUUUCACAGACUAUAUAACUGGGUUUUAGGGAGACAGGUUAAGUUUAAGGGGCUCAGAGUGAAGAUGGCAGGAAAAAGAACAGAGAAAAUAGUCUAAAGGGGUCAAAAUGUUAGAGGAACCUAGCCUGGUGACAAAGGCAGCAUGUGCAUUUAAUGAAGUGCUUUUUGUUUAAGAUUUAUAAUUUUUUUUUUUUCGAGACAGAUUCUCUCUAUGUAGCCCUGGUUGUCCUGGGACUUACUCUGUAGACAAGACUGGCCUCAAACUCCAUUCUUGCCUCUGACUCUUGAGUGCUGGGGUUAAAUAUGUGUACCACCACACCCAGCUCAAAAGAUUCAUUUUAUGUGUAUGAGUAUUUUGUCUGUGUAGCCAGAAGUUUUCCUGUGUCCCACCUGGUCCACAGCCGCUCAGACCCAAGUAAACACACAGAGGCUUAUAUUAACUAAAAUUGCUCAGCCAUUAGCUCAGGCUUCCUACUGACUAGCUCUUACCCUUAAACUCAGCCCAUUUUUGUUACUCUAUAUGUCACCACAUUUUCUGUGGCUUUACCUGUGUACCAUUACAUGCUGCUCCCUGGACAGCAGGCUGGCGUCUCCUGACUCAGCCUUCCUCUUCCCAGAAUUCUCCUUGUCUGCUUAUCCUGCCUAUACUUCCUGCCUAGCUACUGGCCAAUCAGCAUUUUAUUAAACCAGUGUACAAAAGCAUUAUUCCACAGCACUUCUGCAUGUAUGUAUGUGCACCUGUGUCUGCUUGAUAUGAACAGAAAUUUGAAGAUGUUGGAUCCCAUGAAACUGGAGUUGCAGAGUAUUGUGAGCCACCAUGUGGGUUCUGGGAACUGAACUCAGGUCCUCUGUAGGGGCAAAAAAUGUUCUUAACCACUGAGCCAUCUCUCCAGCCCAUGAAUAUGUUUGUUUGUUUGUUUCCCUCUUCAUAGUAAAUAAUUAGCUACACUCAUUUAAGCAAUAAAAUACAUCACUAGGAAACUAAAAACCAAAAGGAAGCCAGGUGCACGCCUUUAAUCCCCCAGCACCAAGGAGGCAGAGACAGGUGGAUCUCAGCGUUAGAAGCUGAGAUCUUGGUCUACAGAGUGAGUUCCAGGAUAA